Messenger RNA from Panicum hallii, 691 nucleotides. Its product is annotated as defensin Ec-AMP-D2-like. Bases 136 to 381 code for a protein of 81 amino acids. The record is from RefSeq and is a predicted model, not a curated record. The transcript is spliced from 2 exons. Gene Ontology annotation, biological process: defense response. NCBI's taxonomy places the organism in Eukaryota, Viridiplantae, Streptophyta, Magnoliopsida, Poales, Poaceae.
CGCUCGUGUGCCACGGGCGUCGUCUCUAAUAUAACGCCAGGACACCCAGCCCAGCUUGUUCCAGCGCCCUUCAAGCUUCAUCUGUCGCUCCUCCGUUAAUUUCCAGAGAUCCUCAGAGUCCUCCUCGUGCUAGCAAUGGAGCUCUCUCGGAAGCUCUUCUCGGCGGUGCUCCUCGUGCUGCUGCUGCUCGUGGCCACAGAGGUUGGUGGGCCGGUGGGCGUGGCGGAGGCGCGUACGUGCCUGUCGCAGAGCCACAGGUUCCGUGGCCCCUGCGUGCGCCGGGCCAACUGCGCCAACGUCUGCAGGACGGAGGGCUUCCCCGACGGCAGGUGCCGCGGAUUCCGCCGCCGCUGCUUCUGCACCACGCACUGCCGCGCCUGAUGAGCGAGGGAUAUCGUCGGCCGGAGCUAGCUGCGGCCCGUGCUUGGCUGCGUGCCUUCUAAUUCUGCUGCUGCCGGUGUUGAAUAAUCGGCCUAGUGUGCCUGCCUGUGUGUCCUUUUUAAUUACUAUACCUCGCUCUGUUUAAUGAUUAAGGUUUUGAUUUUCCUUUUCUCUCCCCGUUCUCGUACGUCCGAGUCGCGCUCGACUUUCAAUUCGGUUCCGACUCGUACGUAGCUACUCCGAUAUGAUCCACCUCCAGUACCGCAUCUACUAUAUUUAACAGGCGCAGCAAUGCAAGAAACCUUAUUAA